Molecule: messenger RNA, 5610 nt
Organism: Anopheles maculipalpis
Lineage: Eukaryota; Metazoa; Arthropoda; Insecta; Diptera; Culicidae
Gene: Neurl4
Product: neuralized-like protein 4
Exons: 5
Coding region: 7-5610 (1867 amino acids)
Source: RefSeq, a predicted model, not a curated record
CUGAAAAUGUCCUCCACCGUGUUUCAUCGCCGCUGUGGCAAGCGGAUUACGCUGACGAACGGGAACCGUACGGCGAUGCGAAAUGUGAGCGAAUUCAACCAUGGGCUGGUGCUGAGUGCGGAACCGCUACAGGACGAUGUCCUGUUUGAGGUGCGAAUCGACGAAAAGAUACAAGCCUGGAGUGGAAGCAUCGAGAUUGGCAUCACGACAGUCAAUCCCGAAUCGACCGAAUUGCCUCCCUGUGCAAUGAAGCUGCGCAACACAACCUGGGUAAUGUCUGGCAUAUCCGUGCUAAACGAUGGUCUCCUGCUAGUUGAAUCGUAUGGACUGGAUUUGGAAAAGUUGGGCGAAGGUGAUCGUGUCGGUGUGCAGCGAACCGCUCGCGGGGAGUUGGUGUUCUACGUAAACGGAGAACCACAAGGUGUUGCCGCACGAGACAUUCCCCGGCAGGUGUACGCACUGGUAAAUCUGUACGGUAAAUGUGUGCAGGUUACGAUAACAUCCGGUCAGCUGGCGGAUCUUCCCGGCCCUGAGUACGGUGCAUGUACUUCAUCCGAGGACAUAAGCGCAUCACCACAAAUAUCGCAAAACAUUGAUCUCCCAAUGUCGGUGGAAAUGUCCGUCAAUGGUGCAACGGCAACGACGAACUCUACUGUGGUUGCGGCAACUACUUCCUGCAGCAGUUCGGUGAUUACGUCCAGCACCGAGGGAACGUCCGAUCCGAGCGAUAAGCUGCGCUUCCACACACGCUGCGGAUCGUUGGUAAAGUUGAGCUCCAACUGUCGGACGGCUGAGCGUCGACGUCCGUUGGACGAGUUUAACAACGGGGUAGUAAUGACACAUCGACCGUUGUGGGACAAUGAGCUGUUUGAAAUUCGCAUCGACCGUCUGGUAGAUAAGUGGUCCGGAUCGAUUGAGGUGGGUGUAACGACACACUGUCCUUCGGCGCUACAGUUCCCAGCGACAAUGACUAACUUGCGCAGCGGAACAAUCAUGAUGUCCGGAUGCGGAAUUCUCACGAACGGCAAGGGAACGCGUCGGGAGUACGGGGAGUUUAAUUUGGAUGAGCUGCGGGAAGGUGAUCGUGUGGGUAUGAUGCGAAAAUCGAACGGAAAUCUUCACUACUACAUUAAUGGACGGGAUCAGGGUGUUGCGGCAACCCGGGUCGCUCAAACGCUGUGGGGCGUUAUAGAUCUGUACGGGAUGACAAUCAAGGUCACGAUCGUGGAUCGUGAUGAGCGCGAACAGCGUAAUCUCGUUACACGGCGCAACCAUAUGCUAAGCAUGCCGGCCCAGAUACAGGAACUUCCGCUCAGCAGCACCCUACCGCACACCGGAACCACUACGAACGGUAGUCCAUCGGAAGUGGACGGAGUCGGUUCCACACUACUCGAUCGCUUACUAUUUCACCAGAUGUGUGGUUCGCACGCAAGCGUCACCCACAGUGGCCGUACCGCACUCCGUCCAAACGCGUCAGAUGAUUUCAAUAAUGGCGUUGUGCUAACCCGACGGCCAUUGCGCCCGAAUGAACUCUUCCAGGUUCGGCUCGAGCGAGUCGUCACCAAGUGGGCCGGAUCGAUUGAAAUGGGCGUCACAACGCACAGCCCAACCGAGCUGGAUUUUCCCUUCACAAUGACUAACGUCCGGACCGGCACGUGGAUGAUGACGGGGAACGGUGUCAUGCACAACGGCAUGACCGUAAUCGAACAGUACGGCCAGAAUCUUGACCGGUUGCAGGUGGGCGAUCGGGUCGGUGUAGUACGGAAGGACGACGGCACGCUACACUUCUGGGUGAACGGUAUCGAUCAAGGUCCGGCCGCUACGAACGUCCCAGAGCACGUGUACGGUGUGAUCGAUCUGUACGGACAGGCGGCACAAGCAAGCAUCGUCGACACCUCCGAGUGUGGUACACCGGAUACGGGGAAUUCGACCAUCUCCAACACAACCCUCUUCCCAUCGGCCGAACCACGAAUGCGCUUUAACACGUGCGUACACGGCAGGAAUGCGCACAUCCUUAACGGUGGCCUAACCGCCUGUCGCCCAAAAGCGCUGGCCGAGUUCAAUGAUGCGAUCGUAUUUAGCAGCCGACCUUUACGUCAGCGGGAACUGUUCGAAAUCGUACUCGAUACGGUGGUCGACCGGUGGAAUGGGAGCAUCGAAAUUGGUGUUACGGCAAUUCGGCCGGACGAACUGUCACUACCGAGUACGGCGACCGAUCUCGAGCACGAAACGAUCAUGGUUUCCGGCACGAUGCUCCUGCUGAACGGUUGCACGAUACGAAGCGAUCUUCCGUUCGAUCUCGACGCACUCGGCCAGGGUUCGCGGGUUGGCGUAAUGCGCAACGGGGACGCUAUCCAUUUUUCCGUCAACGGUAUCGAUUUGGGUGCAUUUUACGAUUCAAAAGCACCGAACCUAUACGCCGUGGUGGAUCUGUACGGACAGUGUGCUCAGGUUAGCAUUACGGCACCGACGCACACCGGAACCGGGAAUGGUGCGGGCGUUACCGGGGACCUGCGUGCACCGUACGCGAUCAGUGAGAAUUCUCAAAGUCUGCAGGCAACGUCCGUCAUUCAGCCGAUGGCACUGGUAGAAUCGAAACACCGUUGGUCCUGCAUAUCCGCCAACUCGGUAACGCUCGGACACAAUUGGACGUUGGCAUCGCGCGGUACCAAUACGGCCCUCUCGCACUGUCUCGUAUUUUCCGACCGACCGCUUGUUCCCGGAGAAACGUUUGAGAUCAAAAUUACCGAAGUGAAUCCACUAUAUUCGGGAUGCUUGCGGGUCGGUGCAACCGAUUUGAAUCUUUGCGAUGAGCACGUGCGCAAGAACAUCCCGAUCAGCAUGCGCCGUAUACCGGCGAACGUGUGGUACGUUAGUGGCAACGAAGUGCGGCACAAUUCGACACUUCUGCAGCGUUCGCUUGCAUCGUUGGAAUGGUUACGCGUAGGUGAUCGUAUCGGGAUUGAGCUAACACCGAGCAGAACCUUACGAAUCCUGCUCAACUCCGAGGACAUGAACAUAGCCUUCACCAAUCUGCCCGAUUCGGCGGACGUGUUUGCGGUAGUUGAGCUAAUUGGAUCAACAAUGGCCGUGCAGGUAAUUUCUUCCCAGGGUCCUAGCUCUCCACUAAGACCUUGCAGCCUACGGCUGCAGGACUCGCUAGAACUCGGUCUUGAUCCACUAAACAAGCAAGAUUCCAUGCUGGAAUCGAUUGAUUCUGACAGUUUGGCGAUGGAAUUUUCCGAACUCUAUCUGGGCAAAAAUGUGACACUGUUCGAUGAUCGGAAAUCGGCCACUCGGAUGCAAUCGUACAAUCAAGCGAUCGUUUGCUUGUCUCGGCCACUGUGCAAAGGACACAGCGUUAGUGUGCGCGUAAAUACGAUCAACACCCAGUGGAAGGGUACGAUUGCAGUUGGAGCGCUCGGUGCCGCGCCCGGUGCAUCUCCGACCCAGUUUCCGUUCCCAACUUCGGCCAUCUUAUUCCGACGCCCAUGCUGGAUAGUGACGCAUGAUUACGUGAAUAUAAACGGUACGAAAACACAGUCCCGGUAUGGAGAGUUGCUCGAUUCGAUACAACCUGGAACAAUCAUAACGCUCACCUUAACACAUGCCGGCUGUUUGCUAAUUACUUGUGGACAGACACAGCUUGAAGAGUUGGCAACUGGACUGCCACACCACGUGUAUCCCGUGUUUGAUCUUUAUGGCAAGUGUGAACGAGUUACGAUCUACAACGGUGAUCCCAAGAAUGGUAGCCCGAUUGCGGAGGAAUUGGCUGUACUGCCGAAUGAACCGCAGCGACUGGGUGGACAGAUGAUGAUGGGAGGCACAAUCGGUAACGGUGGUGGACCGGCGAUCGAGUCGAGUGUUGCCGGAUCUGGUGCCACAGUUGCAGGCACCGUCCUGGAUAAUGGGGAAAAUGUGCCACAAUGCGAGAAGGCUGAUCUGGAAGUGCACGAGAAGGAAACGGAUCAAACGGUAGCUUACCAACCGGUGGCGACUACAUCCAGCUCGUCCAAUGCAAUGAGCCGCUCCGUGAUGGACUGUGUGUCGGAGAACUUACUGAUGAAUAUAUCGAUAAAGAUACGUACCGCAAACGAAGCCCGCAAUCAGGAACUCUCGAAUUCUUGCUGCUUACGCGAUUCACUUCAACUACAGCACUCGACCAAUCUCAAUAUCCAGCGAAGCCAGAGCACACACCGGUUCAAUGCGAACGCAAUGCAGGGCAGCUACGACAGCAAUCGUGGCGGUGGCGAUCAAUCACAAUCGAUGAGCUCCGGUAACUACGACGAAGGAUUCGAGGACUAUCAGCAUCGUCCUGCAGUUUCAUCUGUAGCAACAGUAGCAGGAUCUACGAGCGUUACUACCAGUACUUCAACUGGUGUAGAAGGAUCGAAUACCAUCGAUCGUGCAGUUGGUGGAGAGGAAAACACCGAUACCAAUUAUCUGGAUGAUGUGGUUGAGUCGAAUAUAGAUUUCACAGGUGCUGGUGGUGAUGCGAAUUGUGAUACGAACCUGACCGACGUUAACCAAAAUAUAACCGCUGACGAGUCGUUGGAUGAUGAGGAAGACGAUGAUGAUGAUGAAGAUCGCGAUCGGAAUACGCUCGCGCAUAACAGUCGCACGAAACUUGGACUGCAGUUGCAAACUGUUGGAGGAACUCCAGUUAAUACGGCAGAUUCAUCAGUUUCCUGCUCAUCGAGACCGAUUGCAACCACUCAAAGAUUAGCUCCGGAAGGUGCGGAAAAUGAAGAACACAACACCCAGCAACAGCGAAACCAGAAACCACCCAUUCCGGCAGGUUACAGCUCCGCGACCUAUCCGCCACCGGCGGUCGAAAAUCGAGACUGUGACUAUUUAAAGCUGGUGAUGAGCUUCAAGCGUACACUAAUGCUACCGGAUGCAUUCUUUGUGGAUGAACCCUGUGCGUGUUACUGCACCUCCUGUCAGCUACCUUUGACAAAUGCCGGUUCGAUAAACAUCCUUAAGAACUGGGUGCGAUUCCCAUUGAAUCAGCUGAUGGUGCAGGGUGGAUGUGUGGUUGUGAACACGGUGGACGAUUUCGUUUGGACGACGGCAUACUACAACACUCGAGUUGAUAAGAUACGAUCCGUGUUGGAUCACGGUCAACCAUUGCCGAUCGAAUCUGGCCAAUUACAUCCGGAUGCAUCUUCUGUAACGUCUACGCUAAAUGAUAACUUCAUUCCCGGUACACACAUACUGCUACGUUCGGUUCCGGAUGCGUCCCAACCUGUCAAUACGAUGGCAGCUUCCAAUCCCACCGGUUCUACCCGUGGUCGUCCGUUUCCGCUUCGUUACAUGGUAAAUGGACAAUUUUUCCACAUUAAAACCGCUUUUGAAGUACGCGUCCGUACACAAGCGAUCUCUGCCGUUGAUCGACCGGAAGGUGAACAGACACAGCCGAGAACGUCGAUGCAGACGGAUGGUGCUACCAAUACACCGGGCAGUGGAAGUUCGACGGCAACGACAUCGCUGACGACCGGGGCUAACAAUAGCAACAAUGCAAAUGAUUUCACAUUCCGUUCCUGGACCACGAAGGAGGUAGAUGCUUGUGUCCUGACAGCGCUGCUAAUACAUUUGAUACCGAACUAA